AUGAAGUACGAUCUUAGUCCGAGCAUCACACAUCAUCCCCACCUCAUCAACCUUCCUCGCGAUUCCCCCGGUAUCCCCCUUACACGUUUCGAGCGACGCCAAGCAGCGGCUGUCGGGCAGAGAACCGAUGACAAGCUACAUGGUCCCGAGGCGACCAGUUCCAUAAUCCGGCAACCGUCGAUUUUAACCAGUGACGUUGAGUUACACGCAGAAACCGGUCCUGAUUACUACUUCCUCUCGCGGAUCAGAUUCGACAUAUAUCGCAAUUUAAAAGCGACCAACGUCGUGUCACGUUCCUGGAUUUCACACAUACCAUUUUGGGCCCCUUUCGUAGACGCGAGCAAUUUAUAUCACCUCUACGAGAAACAGAACAAAACGAUCGAAGCUAUGCUCACGAGCGCCGCAAGCCACCGCUCAGACGGGCUCAGGGAAGCUCUACCUGAUACGUUGCGGCUCAAAAUCACGGUGUACGGAUCACUCGGCGCCAACGUGGUACUAUCGAUACUGCAGAUUUUUGCGGCGGUGUGGUCGGGCUCGCUCUCACUCAUUACAACCAUGGCUGACGCGGUCUUCGAUCCGCUCAGCAACGUCUUACUCCUGCCCUGCACCCGAGCCACGCAUUACGUGGACCCAACGCGGUUGCGUCUAGCAGAGCGCGUUUAG
Molecule: messenger RNA, 663 nt
Organism: Truncatella angustata
Lineage: Eukaryota; Fungi; Ascomycota; Sordariomycetes; Amphisphaeriales; Sporocadaceae
Exons: 2
Coding region: 1-663 (220 amino acids)
Source: RefSeq, a predicted model, not a curated record